AAUGGCCGUGCACUUUUCUGUGACCAAUUGACACACCUGACCUGCAUGAUGAACUAACAUUUAAAACACAGCCUACACACUUAUGUGGCUCAACAUGCAUAUAUAACUCAAUGUGGCUGAUUUUACACGGUUUUAUGACUGAGGGCCCUGCUCAAACAAUAUUGGUUCCAGGGGAAAAAAUAACAUUCGACCUUCAGAGCAUCUUUUGAGUAGGCAUGCCAUUUUUGUUUGAGUGUAUUGCUUAGUACCCUAUACAUUAAUCCAAAUGUGAGAAAAACAUUGUUUUUGACAUUCUGGAGACUGUUACCGGGUGUUAUUGAAUAUGCAACACAUUGACCUAUUGAGACUGACUGAACUCAUGACCAGGCCACGUCUCUCACCUCUGAAUAACUUUCUAUAUUCAUUUCUUAAACCUGAGGCUAGACGAGAAGAAAGACUGGGUAAGGAUAGAUGUGUAAGAUGUUUAGCAGUUCACGCAAUCAGCAGCUUCAUUAGAAGUUUGUUCAUGUUAGAAUUCAUAGGGAAUUUGCUUUGGACAAUUGGUAGCAGGAUGCUUGAAAUGAAAUAUGUUGGGUAGUCGGAAAAAAUGUAUGCUUACAUAAUGAAAGUGGACCCCACACAAUUGUAAUAGUACAUUUUGUAAUGUCUUUCACAUUGCUGCCUACUGAAUGUUCUCAAUUAUCAAAAGAGGGGACACCACUUGCAUCCUACAUUGUAACCCAGCCAUGAAGUUGUUAUGGAGGGCAAAGAAGAAUACAGAAAAGGGAGCUUAAAAAGCUUUUGUAAUACCUAAUUGAAAAUGUAAUGGGUUAUUUAUCCACUCACAAAUUGUCCCAUUGAUGCACAGCAUGAUGGGAUACAUUUUGCCUAGUUUAAUAUAGCCCUCUAAAGCUCUUCGGGUUGAGGAGAUUAUCAAGAGAUUCGCGAGCAGUAUUGCGUUUCGAGAUAAUUUGGGCUGUAAAUUUGCAAAUGUAUCUAAUCUCGAACGCUACCUGCAUAGGUCGCGGGCGAGCCUUUCUCGAGAGUCAUCCCCCUCUGAGCAUUGCAUUGUGAUAACAGGCUGACUACACUGCUCGCAAAUACAUUUUGAAAUCUAUAUCCAAUUAUUGCACGCGCCAGCGAGCGUCUGUGUUGCCAAGGGCUAAAAUAAAAGUCAGAUCGCGCUGCAAGUCCUGCCUUUCCCAUCUCCUCAUUGGUUUAUAGAAGCAGGUACCCACGUGCCAUCUCCUCAUUGGUUAUACCCACGUGGGUGACUGAAAGACGAAGUAGGUCGGUGGUGGUAAUGCAUGCAAUUUAUGAAAGUUGACAAUCGCUAUAUAAAGUCAAGAGAAGAAAAUGCCUGGAAGGAGGAGAGAUGACUAGAAACGAUUCAGUUGACCGUUUUAUGUGUGGAUUAAUUGGCAGAGUAGAGGACCUUUCCGGUAAAAUAACAACUCAAAUGUUUAUAUCCCAGGACAAAUUAGCUAGCAACAGCAGGCUAGCUAAAUAUGACAAAUUAGCUAGCAAGUGCAAGCUAGCUUUUUGACCUGUCCCCAAAUUAAUAUAAUUGGUUCAGAGUUUGUUUUGAUAUUUCAACCUGUGUGUCGUGAACGCAUUUGGUAUGGGGGGACAAAAUACAUUUAUUUAUGAUGGCGCACGUGUGCAGCCGAUUUUGGUUCUGUGAAUUAGCCAAUGUGUAUUGUUGUCACGUAAGAGGUCAAGGGAUGCUUCUGGCACCAUUUAUAUAAACAGAAGUUCGCCAGAGAGAAAUCCCCAUACUUUACAUUUGCGCUUGCUGUUUGUACAUAUCAUGUUUGCCGUUUUGUACAUUUUAUAGACCAUGGCAAACGAGAGUUCAUUGACCUGGUCCAUUGCGGAAACAAAGCUUCUGAUAUCCAUUUGGUCGCAAAAUCCGAUUCUAGCGAGGUUGGAAACGUGUUACAGAAAAAGAGAUCUAUAUUGAGAAUGUCCACGGGGUUGCUUGCACAUGGCCACCAUUGUUCGGAAGUAGUGCCAGACAAAAAUCGUAGACAUUAAAUAUAUAUAACACAAGACGAAAGACAAUAAUGGACUGAGUGAUAGUGGCCGGGAGACCUGUCCAUUCUACAGGGAACUGGACGAAUUCCUUGGCACAUGACCUGCCUCCAUGCCUCGCCAUAUUAUUGAGUCCAGGGUGACUGAAGCAGAAGAGCAAGAAUAUGGCAAGUACUUUUUUCGGCUUUGUGUUCUUGUAACUAACAAAAUAAGUCUGGACACUGACCUAAUGUAUUAGCCAGCCAGCUACCUAUAAGUUAUAUGAAUCUAAAUUAUCACUACUUCACGUUAUUUUCUGCUAGCUGCCUGCUAACAAAGCUCACGUUUUAUAACAUAAGUGAUUGUUGCUUAGCCUGUUUGUACAUUUUUCUUUUCACUCUCACCCAAAUGAUUGUAAUGACUAGGAACUAGUUAGCUAUUUCACAACUACUUUAUGUUGUUGACUGCUAGCUGCUUGCUAACAAAAGUCACUGUUCAUAGCAAAUGUAUUCUGUUUGGUAACUUUGCUCAUCACUUGCUCUCCCACAGACUGAUGAAGGGCCAAGCAGCAACCCUGGGCCCAGCAGCAGUUGCAACACUCAACUUGGCUACAGUUCCAACUGAGAGGUCUGUGUACCUCCCAAGUCCAGACAACUCAUCUCUUGGCUCGGGGAACCCUCCUCGAGCCACCACAAAACCUCUUGCACGUGUUGGGCCAUGAGGCAGCGUACAGCAGCACUCCUGUACGCAGACCUCCACCACCUCACGGGCAAUACAGCCAGAGAGACAACAGUUAUCAUUGGCUGUAGUUACCCUGAACAGACAACACCACAAUGCCUUUGAACUUUUCAAACUUGUUACAUACUUGUUUGUUUAUUUUCUGCUUAACCUUUUUUUCAUAUAUAUAUAUUUUGUCAUUACUUUGAUUUAAACUUAUAUUUUGCACCCAGAUUUAUUUAAAACACUCUUCUUUUUUUACUUGAACCUUUUUUAUGUACUUUAAUAAUUUCUUAGUUUGGUUGGUUUUUGAAAUGUUUGCAAAUGUAUUAAAGAUCCAAAAACGGAUACCUCAAGUAUUCAGACACUCAGGUGCAUCCUGUUAUCAUUGAGCAACCUUGAAAUGUUUCUACAACUUGAUUGGCAUCCACCUGUGGUAAAUUCAAUUGAUUGGAAAUUAUUUGGAAAGCUACACACCUGUUUAUAUAAGGUCCCACACUUGAAAGUGCAUGUCAGAGCAAAAACAAUGCCAUGAAGUCGAAGGAAUUGUCCAUAGAGCUCCGAGACAGGAUUGUAUCGAGGCACACAUCUGGGGAAGGGUACCGAACAAUGUCUGCAGCAUUGAAGGUCCCAAAGAACACUGGCUUCCAUCAUUCUUAAAUGGAAGAUGUUUGUAACCACAAAGUCUUCUUAGAGCUGGCAAAAUGAACAAUUGGGGGAGAAGGGCCUUGGUCAGGAGGUGACCAAGAAUCCGAUGAACACUCUGACAGAGCUCCAGAGUUCCAAUGUGGUGAUGGGAGAACCUUCCAGAAGGACAACCAUCUCUGCAGCACUGCACCAAUCAGACCUUUAUGGUGGAGUGGCCAGACGGUAGUCUGGACAAAAACUGGCACAAUCUCUACUGUGAAGCAUGGUGGUAGAAGAAUCAUGCUGUGGAGAUGUUUUUCAGUGGCAGGGACUGGGAGACUAGUCAGGAUCAAGGCAAGACGAUGGGAGCAAAGUACAGAGAGAUCCUUGAUGAAACAAUCUAAAAAAAGUCAAGGGGUCUGAAUACUUUCCGACUGCACUAUAAAUCUAUUUUUGGUCAACUGUUUACUUCUAUCCAUACUUAGUGGUCUGAUAAACAAUGCAAGUAUUUAGAUGCUCUACACCAUUGCAAGCAUUUGCAUCUCAACUCUACCGUCAAAUCAUUACACAUAUUUACAUGUCUGGUGUAUGUGCUGGCUAGGGCCUGUAUUUUGGACUAUGUCUCAUGACCUAGAUUUGAACUUUUUUAAGCCUUUUCUCAAAAUGAGAAUUUAACCAAAAAUUAAAGCAAUUGUUUGAGGGUGCUGGACCAUCUGACACAUAAGAAAUGGGGGAAAUGAAGGUUAAAAUCCUGAUCACGUGACAUGACUGUUCAAAACAUGACAAUGUGUCAUAGAUUAACUGCUUUCUGCUAUUGACUCUAAAGCACUUUUGAGUUAGCCCUUUAUACUCAUAAGUUUAGCAAAUAUUUUUGUUGUCUAAGUGUGGGAAAUGCUGUAAAUUAAAAUGAUGUGAUCUAUUUUGGAAGGUGAGACAUUGAGGAUUAUAAUAAAUACUGUUUUGAUAUCAUACAACCAAGUCAAACAACUGUGAGUCCAAAUGUGCACUUCACAUCUCCAAAUAAUAACAUAAUGAGCCUAUGUUUAUUUAUUGUGUAAAACAUUUGCUGUUGGACAUGCACCUGAAUGCACUCAUGACUCCAUUGCACAUUUUUUUGUACCAUGUACCUUACGCACAUAAAAGGUUUUGUUGGAAACCUGGUCACUGAUUACUGUGGUCCAGGUCAUUGGCAGUGGAGGUACAAACAUUAGCCUAGGCGGAGAAGAUGGCGUUUUCCCAGUCUUCUCAAAUCACUUUAAAAAUAUCCAUCAGUAAGCACCUGCCUUGGUAAAUGGGAGAUUGGCAUAUGGAAAUGCCUAUGACCUUCUCUGCUCACACUCCCCAUGUGUAACCCCCUCUAACUUCUGGAACCUGGUAGACCCACACAUUAUGUGACGCAUGUGGGCAAGGUUAAGAAUAGCUUGUCCCUGGUGCUCACUGUUCUUUAUUUUUUUAUUUUUUUCAACGUCACGGAAUGUGGUUCACAUUCACUGGAGAGUUUUUCAAGACCGUCUCAGUGAGACAUUUCCAUGACCAGAGGCUAUAGCUUUCUGCUCAUGUUACGUAAUAGUAGUUCAAUUAAAUGGCGGAGCGAUUUUAUUUAUUUAUUAUUGUUAUUUUAUUCAGCUUUUUUUGUUGGAUCAGUUUAUCAAGAACCGUGUUGGAUUCAACACACUAGUCAGUUGACAUAUUUAGAAGGGGUGAAAAACACAAUAAAUAUUUGUAACAUAUUUAUAGGAUUGAUGGUGCAAUGCAUGUCUUGAGCAUGAAACAUCAACAGUAGGUUUGACUGCACCACAGAGGGUGUUGUGGAUGCUCGAUAGGAGUUUGAUCAAUCCACUGAAGUGCUCAGAUAUGACCACAGGCAAUAAGUGGGCUACACCGCGAGGAAGGUGGUCUACUUUAUGAAGCCAACACUGGCUCUGUUGUAGUAAUCCUGGAAAACCAGCUUGUUGUUACUGGUAAACACUGUCAAAGGUGCGUUGACUUCACAAGGCAUGUUGUUUACCCUUAAGGAAACCUUCCUCUGGUGUUACUGCUUUGGGACAGUCACGUGGGGGCCUUGUGUAUUUCUGCUGAGUGUACCCCCGGCCCUGUCAGAUUUCUGUCACUGCGGAAAGGGACAUGGCUCCUAGUGUGACGAAUGCAGCAGCCGGUGGGUGUGGGCGAUUUUCUCAGAAAAGAGCCUGACAAACAAGCAGGGAGGAAUGUGUGCCCUGUUAUGUGGGAGGGAUCAGGUGUCGCUGGCUGUGAAGGGCUGGUAUAAAGGACAGGGCUGCUAUACCCCAGUCAGAACAGAUAUCAGCACUUCAGCGGACUCUGAAGCAUCAACUACCAAAGCAAGAGGCUCAGCCCUCAGCCUCAAGUUAUUGGCUUGUUAAAGCCUAUAGGGAAAGAAUAAAAGUUGUCAAUGACCCACUGCGAAGUUUGAGAAGGCUGUGUUGAAAAAUAAGCAAACAUUUUCAAGCUCAACAUUUAAGGAGAAGCCUAUUCCAACAUGGACAUCCAGAGGACCGGCUCGUUGGUGCGUCCACCCAGCCCCAUGGAGAGCCUGGAGAAGCAGCUGAGCUGCCCUAUCUGCCUGGAGAUGUUCACCAAGCCCGUGGUCAUCCUGCCCUGCCAGCACAACCUGUGCCGUGGCUGUGCCAGUGACCUCUACGACUCACGCAACCCCUACCGCUUCUCGGGCGGCGUCUUCCGCUGCCCCACCUGCCGCUUCGAGGUGGUCCUGGACCGCCAUGGCGUUCACGGACUUCAGCGCAACCUGCUGGUGGAGAACAUCAUUGACAUCUACAAGCAACAGCAGGAGGGUGGCGGGGGUAGUGGCAGAGGAGACAGCACAGAGACUCCACUGAAGCCCAAGGACUCCAAGGAACCCAUGUGCCAGGAGCACGAGGGGGAGAAGAUCAACAUCUACUGUGUGACCUGCCAGAUGCCCACCUGCUCCAUGUGCAAGGUGUUUGGCCAGCACAAGGACUGUGAGGUGUCACCACUGGGCAGUGUCUACCAGGUGCAGAAGGGCGAGCUGAGCAACGCUAUCGACACCCUAGUGGCAGGCAACGGGCGCCUUCAGGCCCUGCUCAACCAGAUGGAGGAUACAUGUCAGGCGGUGCAGGACAAUGCACAGCGUGCCAAGCAAAGCCUAGGCGAGCGCUUUGACCUGCUCUACGCAGUGCUCGAGGAGCGCAAAGGCCUGCUGCUGGAACAGAUCGGCAAGGAGCAGGACGAGAAGGUGACUGCGUUGCGGGCGCUGGCCCAGCACUACAGCGAGCGACUGCAGGCGGGAUCAGAGCUGACGGACACAGCGGUGCGGGCCCUGGAGCAGAGCAGCGCCGCAGAGUUCCUGCUGGCUUCCAAGGGCCUUAUCACACAGACCAAGGACACCGCCAAGAUCUCCCUGGGCGAGGAGAGGCCCGAGCCGGGCUUUGAGAAGAUGGACCAUUUCACGCUGUCCACUGAGCAUGUGGAGGCCAUCCUGGCCAAGAUGGACUUUGGAAUGGUCGAAGACGAUGCAUUCGAGGAUGCCGAAGGGGACGAAGAAGAGGAGUGAUGAAACUGUAAAAUAUACAAACUGAACAAACUAUUUACUACUUUUGAAGGUUAUUUUAACCUGAAUGUUCCUGGCAGGGACUCUAGUUGCAAUGUUUCAGUGAUAUUAAGAGAAGUUAGGAAUAAAGUUUUAAAAUGUUUUUAUACGUAGUUGAUUGACUUGGAUACCAUGGCUUUCUCCAGUUUUGAGUUUAAUAUUUUUGUGUUUUUUUGUACUCUUAACUUUGCCUUUUUGUGAACUAUAAUAGUUUUUUUUUAUACUUUUGUAUUUCCAUAUCAGAUGUAUUCUGAUCUAUUUGUUAUGUACUUUAGGUUGAAUAUCCUCUCCAGAUUGUUUACACUUGAAUACUUUAACACAUGUAAAGAUUGAGAUGGGAAAGUAGUUUUGAUUUGUAGUUUCUCAUUGACAUCUAGAAUGCCUAUGGUUGUAUCAAAUUGAUAAAUUAUUUUGUGCACUAAACUGGCAAGAGAAUAUUUCAACAGAUCUGAAAUAAAGGGUAUUUCAAAUGA
This is a messenger RNA of Oncorhynchus masou masou (cherry salmon), 7395 nucleotides long. Its product is annotated as E3 ubiquitin-protein ligase TRIM63-like. Bases 5834 to 6886 code for a protein of 350 amino acids. The transcript has 2 exons. The record is from RefSeq and is a predicted model, not a curated record. Gene Ontology annotation, cellular component: cytoplasm. Gene Ontology annotation, biological process: protein ubiquitination. Gene Ontology annotation, molecular function: zinc ion binding; ubiquitin protein ligase activity. Lineage: Eukaryota; Metazoa; Chordata; Actinopteri; Salmoniformes; Salmonidae.